CGAUAACCUAAAUGUCACGCCAGGCACUCCGUAAACCUACUUCUCCACAUUACUAGUGUUUGUUCAUGGGCCGAGCCACUAGGUCCCCGCUUAUGUGUUGUGAUCCUUGCACAGCCCAGAACUCAAGUACAUGGAUUCUGUGUUUUAGUCUAUGUGCCGGUAUGCUAUGCUAACUACGGUUUGGAGAAACAUUGGAGAACGAUAUGGGCCCCGCCAAAAACGAUAAUCAUGUCAAAUGGUAUUUGGCUACACAAGUAAUUUUGUCCGCUGCUCAUAUAGCAUCAUAACAGGUGUGUCUUGUCACAUUUGAGGUAGUGUCAAGCGUUGCUGGAACUGUGAUGCUUUCAGUACCUCACUAUGGAAACAUCGACGGAUUCAUCAAAGUGUUCACUGACCUCGAAGUUACGGCGUCCACAUUCUUCAUUUUGGAGUACUUUCUUCGGCUCUUUGUGCACAGGAAAAAGUGCUGCAAUUAUGUCACUUCCUUUCUGGGCAUCAUUGACUUGCUUGUGUGUGUAGCAGCGGUGCCGACCCUUUAUGAAAAGUUCACUCAACGCAAGCAUUUCAAUUUCACAAAUUCCCAUACCUUUCAUGUUUUGUCCUGCUUUCGAAUGCUUCGGGUUUUGAAGCUUCUUCAGUUUGUCAAAGAGUAUCAAACCCUAACUUCAGCGCUUCGCAAAGAACUGCGAAUGAUAGUGGUAUUUCUAUUUGGUGUGUUCACUGUUGUUUUGAUUCUGGGAUCAUGCUUGUAUGCUGCUGAACGGAGUGCAAAUGAUAAAUCUGCAUUUUCUUCAAUCCCUGCUGGAAUGUGGUGGGCAACGGUCACUCUGACAACAGUUGGCUAUGGAGAUUUGGUCCCGGAGACCGUCUUUGGGAAGAUCUUUGCCUCGAUCUCAAUGCUGAUGGGCUAUGGCUUGCUGGCAGUGCCCACAAUUGUUGGAACCCUGGAGAUCAAUCAGCUUUCACAAGCACAGAGUACAAAAGACAGUUCGCGAUCCAAUGUUUUCGAUGUGAAUGAAGCCUCACACCAGCCCUUGCUUGGCGAUGAUAUGAUUCGUAUCCAUUGUCGCGCCCUUGACUGUGAUCGGCAUGGGUGCCUGAAAUGUGCUGCAGGCUUUCCUCUCUUAGAUGAGGUUAUUUUUUUGUGGAAUCAGAGAACUCGGCGUUUCGUAGAUGAGCAAUCAUAUGCUGUGGAGCAUUACUUCCGUGUGCUGCAAGCAAAACCCAUGCCUCCAGGGUAUGACAUAUUUGCAAAGGUUGAAGAGGAAGAAUUACCCUCUUCCCGGAAAUUUAUGAUUUCCAUGUUCAAUCCAAUUGAAUCUAUUCCUCGUAGAAUAGCUGAAGGUUACAUUAUAUAUUCGAAUCCUUCAUAA
Molecule: messenger RNA, 1373 nt
Organism: Durusdinium trenchii
Lineage: Eukaryota; Dinophyceae; Suessiales; Symbiodiniaceae
Source: the annotation of a GenBank genome assembly